Messenger RNA from Psilocybe cubensis, 3687 nucleotides. RefSeq lists its product as uncharacterized. Gene Ontology annotation, biological process: protein phosphorylation. NCBI's taxonomy places the organism in Eukaryota, Fungi, Basidiomycota, Agaricomycetes, Agaricales, Agrocybaceae. Bases 1 to 3687 code for a protein of 1228 amino acids. The record is from RefSeq and is a predicted model, not a curated record. Gene Ontology annotation, molecular function: protein kinase activity; ATP binding. The transcript is spliced from 6 exons.
AUGCUCGUGUCUACUCCCACAAAGCCCUAUGUCAACCCAUGCGACUCAGGCGUGCCCGUUUCUCCCAAAUAUAAUAGGCGCCACUGCAGUCCGACCCCUGCCUCAUCCUGCGACUCUCCAAUGCUCCCUUCAUCCCCUCUCCGUUUCCGUCAGCGACCUCUCGCGCCCAUAGACACAAAUACUCCAUCUCCCGCUACAAUCCCACCCUACCGUGACAACGACUCUUUGCAGUCUCCAUACAACCCAACAGCGCUGGCGCAGACCUACAAUCCGUUCUUUGCUACUAGGCCACAGCCUAUCACUGCAGACGAGGAGGAUGGCUCCAUCUUUCUUUCGUCUACCGGAUCACCGUCCGCUUCGUUUACUCCCUUUUUCACAACCUCUUCUUCUCAGCAGCCUCUGCUGACUCCUGUAAAGCAGGGGCAUCGUUCCGGAACAAAGCCUGCCAUGCCAGCCAGGCCCUCAUCCAACCCGCUCUUCGGAAGCACUCCUGCUGCGCCACCGGCCGAGCUAGUGUCUAGUUCCCGAGUCGGGGUCGGCACCAAGCGCAAGUCAACGCCGCUAGCCACCCCUCUCUGUACGAAUACCCUUACUCCUUUGAAGAUUACCCAAUCUAGGCGCUCCGACUCCUCUGUGGGGUUCGAGUGUCUCGCUCCACUCCCAGCUCCAAAGUUUGUCGACCGCACGCCAAAUACCAAAGCGGAGACAGAAGCGUAUCUCAAGAGACAGACAGCGUCCUUGACGCGGUUGCGACUUUCUGAUCAGAACUCAUUUGCUGUCAACGACGAGAAUGCGUUCCCUAGUGCACCAAGUGAUUCGGGCUGUGAGAUGGAUGAAGACGAACCAGGCGACGCUCUGUUCCUGGACAAGCCCCGGUUCGGCGCCACCAACAAUGAACAACACCCUAGAUCUCUGGCCUUUCUCCCGUCUGUUUCGAAGGGCAAGGGAAAAGAAGAAGUAGUCGAAGCCAUCUCUCCAGGGGGACACAUUACCAAACGACGGGCACGAGCUAGGCCUCUUUCUGCAGAACUACGUGAACACGCUUUCAAGGUACCGAAAUCUCCCACUAGGCAGUCGGGAAUUCCGACCAGAGUUGGUGCUAACCGACCCCGACACAGUGGUCCUGUUGCAUUUCCAUCCACUGCUCAUCGUGGUCGAGCUUCUCCUAGUUCUGCGUCAUCUUCGUCAGAUGCAGGCUCUCCCCGCCCCCGCCGUCGGAUCAGCAGCGGUUCGAUUUUUGCUCGUCCUCAGCCUGUCAAUCAUCCAAUGUACCCACCUCGACCUCCACUCAGCAGGAUUGAAAGUGUUAGCGCCGCUAGCCUCUUUUUCGGCCCCGCCAUCCCGGUGACAGCGCCUGCUGCCACCCCGUCACGCACUGGCAGUACUGUACCUUCUCCCGCUGAAAACUUUGCUUCGAUGCUGCGCACCGACAACGUUGCCCAACGGCCAAAUUUAGCUAACAGACACAGCUAUGCGGGCCCCGAAUCCGGAGUUUCUGAUCGAAUGUGGAAUGCAUUUCAAACACGAAAUUUAUCGCCCUCGCCUGGGUCUUCUCCUUACAAACCUGGGAAUGAGGGUGCUCGCAUGUUGGUCAUGGACAUGGACGAUGAUGAAGAUGCUUUCUUUGGGGGUGACGAGCCGUCAUUCGCUGUGCCAAUUGCAGAUAUGACCCGAAGUUCUCCGUCUCCGAAACCCAGAACAUCUUUGCAGAUGAAGUUUAAGCCUCGCGAGUCUGUGCAGGGUAGUGACGAAGAUGAGAUGACCUCAACGGGCUCAAGUGCCGCAGGAGACAUUAUGCCGAAAGCUUCGACGAGUGUUAGUUCCAUUUGCUCAGACGAGGGUCUGGUUACCCCAGGCGUUACUCCUGAAGAUUCUUCCGGGUGGCCUAACUCGAGAGUCUUCGUCAAUGGAGACGAUACCCACCCAUACAAUCCUGAAGGCAUUGACGUUGACGCGUUUAUUGUGAAGACUCUGGCUGCUGCCUCAAAGGGGUCUGCAAUGCCCAAGAAAGCACCUGGAACACCCGUGAAGAAGGUCAGAAUAAGUUAUUUUGGAAAUGACCGUCCUUGGCAAAGUGCUGUAGCUUCGAAAGUCGCAAUGCCAGAUGCCUUUCAAUUUGCUAAUGCCAGGGGUGCUCCACGGAAGAGCAUGCCUUCUGCCUUUCCCAAAGCUGAUGCGCUGAUUGGUCGUACUCGUUCAAAUACGGCUAAAUUAAACGGAGAGCGACAAACAUACAACACAGACACAGAAGAGGAAGAAGAGUACAGCCCGAGUAUUCGAAGAAAUUCCUAUAAGGGACUUGGGAUGGGUCUGCCACCUCCGACCGCAAAGGGUGCCGUGAAUGCCAUUCCCCGGGCCCGGUGGUUGAUGCGGAGGAGCAGUAGUGGUGCUUUUUCCAGUGGCAGCGAAUCAACAUCGCUCACCAGUACACCCACGCGAACAACAAAGGCAAUCGAUUGGCAACUCCCCAAUCCUCGAAGACCGAUCCGCCUUUCUCCUUCAAGCGACUCAUUGAACAAGGCAUCCCCUCGAUCUGCCUCGGGGUCAUCUUCGAGCUCUAUAGCCACUUUCAAUUCCAAUUCCCCUACCAAUGGCAAGCGGUCCGUAGUAGCGCCUGAACGAGCUGCCCAUCAUUUAGCUCCGAGACCGUCAAUGACAACGCGGCGUUUGUCGGAUUCUUACGAUGAUGAACAGCAACCUGGGCGAUUUGAGCGCGAUUUUGAAGAAAUAGAAGAAAUUGGUUGUGGCGAAUUUGGCAAAGUCAUUAAAGUCCAAUGCAAGUCAGGCGACGGUCUGGAGGUAUUUGCGAUCAAGAAGUCGAAACGAUUCGAAGGAGCGAAACAUCGACUCCGACUGCGGGAGGAGGUUGAUAUCCUGAAGCAUCUAUCACAAGCCGCAUUAACUCAGUAUGUCGACGGGCGCCAUCCUAACGUUUUGGCGUACAUCGAUAGUUGGGAGGAAGACGAAGCACUGUUCAUUCGCACCGAACUAUGCGAAUCGGGCAACCUGGCGAGAUUCCUGUGGGAGUACGGUCGCGUCUUCCCUCGCCUGGAUGAAGCACGGGUGUGGAAGAUCAUUGCUGAUCUGAGUAACGGUUUAAGAUUCAUUCACGAUUCUGGAGUAAUCCACCUCGACUUGAAGCCGUCGAAUGUGUUUGUGACCAAGGAGGGUCGAUUUAAAAUUGGAGAUUUUGGAAUGGCGUCGUUGUGGCCUCGACCGAUGAAAAACUCGAGUUCGGACACAGCUUGCGGAAGUGAAGAAAGAGGGAACGGAUGUAGUGGCAGUGCGAAUGGGGGCGGUUUCGAACGCGAAGGAGACAAGUUGUACUUGGCACCUGAGGUGCUUCAAGGACGGUAUGGAAAGGCUGCUGAUGUGUUCAGAGGAGAUGGAUGGCAGCGCUUGCGACGCGAGGAUCUGUCGCAGGUGGACCUUGAUGAAUACAGCACCGAGAUGAUUGACAUCAUCCGGAACACAAUGCGCACGGAUCCGGACAAGCGCCUGACGAUGGAGGAGGUGUGUGGACACCCUGUAGUCCGUCGAGCGCGCGAGGCGAUGGAGGUACUCCGACGACAACUGACAGAGGAGGGCGGGGAUGUGUGGAAAGCGUCGCCGCUGGCGGGAGUGAGGAGUGGAUUUCUGGAGGAGAUACUGGGGCGAGAUGAGAGGGUGAUGGAUACGGAUGCGUGA